Molecule: messenger RNA, 633 nt
Organism: Abrus precatorius (Indian licorice)
Lineage: Eukaryota; Viridiplantae; Streptophyta; Magnoliopsida; Fabales; Fabaceae
Product: LOB domain-containing protein 22-like
Exons: 1
Coding region: 1-633 (210 amino acids)
Source: RefSeq, a predicted model, not a curated record
AUGGAAAGCCACAUACCAAGAGUCAAAGACGCUUGCGCGGCGUGCAGAUUUCAACGCAGAAGGUGUGGCACUCACUGCAUUCUCUCAAGUUAUUUUCCUAACGAUCGUCAGGACCAAUUUAUCAACGCACACAGAUUAUUUGGUGUUGGUAGAAUCACCAAUAUGUUGAAGACUCUUGAUCCUCAAAAUAGAGAUGCAGCUGCGAGCGCCAUUAUUUACGAAUCUGACAUGCGCGCCAUAGAUCCUGUUGGCGGUUGUCACAGAGUAAUUCAACAGUUGCAGUCACAGAUUGAGUCCACCGAAGCCGAACUUCACCUUGUUCGUCAAAAUCUUGCUUUUUUCAAGGCUCAGGGUAGCUCUGGUAACAUCAUCAAUGCCGCCCCUCAACCUAAUCUUGAAUCAAUGCCACAAGAACUACAACAACAACAACACGUCAGUUAUAAUCCUUCACAAGAAGACAUCAACAUGUGGGCUUUACUGAACUCCAUUCCUUUGUCCCAUUUGUCUUUAGAGGAUAACCAAGAAUCUGUUGUCGACUCUUGGCACGAUGAUCAAGAGCCUGCUCUUGACUCCAUGAACGAAAUGAAUUCGGAUGCUGGAUCUCAUCAUCAGGCUAACCAAAAGGAAAACUAA